AUGGCUGACAACAAAGUGAAAUCGACCAAACCAGCGAAUAAGACUCCUCCGAAGUCUCCUUCAGAUCCAACAAAGGACCGAGCAGCAAAACGAUUAUCCUGUGAUUCAAACAGCUCCCAUGAAGGGGCUAUGGCAGGAGAAAUAAGUGCUCUGGAAGAGGCCUUUAGAAAAUUUGCUGUCCAUGGUGAUACAAGAGCCACAGGAAAAGAAAUGCAUGGGAAGAACUGGUCAAAGCUAUGUAAGGACUGCCAUGUGAUAGAUGGGAAGAACGUGACAACCACAGAUGUUGACAUUGUUUUCAGUAAAAUCAAGGGAAAGUCUUGCAGAACUAUCACUUUUGAGCAGUUUAAGGAAGCUCUUCAAGAACUCUCGAAGAAGCGAUUUAAAGACAAGAGUGAUGAGGAAGCAGUUCAGGAAAUAUAUAAACUAAUUGAAGGAAAAGCCCCGAUUAUAUCUGGAGUAACGAAAGCUGUUUCAUCUCCAACUGUAUCACGCCUUACAGAUACUACGAAAUUCACGGGUUCUCACAAAGAGAGGUUUGAUCCCAGUGGGAAAGGAAAAGGCAAAGCUGGCCGAGAAGAUCUGGUGGAUACUUCAGGAUAUGUAUCUGGUUAUAAGCAUGCAGGCACAUACGAUCAUAAAGUACAAGGAAACAAGUAAGGCUGAGGGUUUACAGCACAGAGGGGGAAAGAAUAUAUAUUUGUAAGAAUGAUGUUAUGAAUCCCACAUGUUUUGGUUAUUGUGAAUGUUGAGACUAUGUUGUCAAGAAGUUGUCUUCAGGAACUGGAACUGAUUUCAACAUCUGCUGAGCUACUUGCAGCACAAUGCCACUUCAUUACAUUCCUCAUGCAUAUAUUGGCAAAAAUAAGUAAAUACAUAGGUACAAAAAAUACAUCAUUUUGUUGAGCUUUAGACAAAAAUAAAUACCCCACCAACAAGCAACAAAGCCAAAGUCAAGAGCAGUUAUGCCACACUUUGUCAAU
Molecule: messenger RNA, 983 nt
Organism: Acanthisitta chloris (rifleman)
Lineage: Eukaryota; Metazoa; Chordata; Aves; Passeriformes; Acanthisittidae
Gene: TPPP
Product: tubulin polymerization promoting protein
Exons: 3
Coding region: 1-660 (219 amino acids)
Biological process (GO): microtubule bundle formation; positive regulation of protein polymerization; microtubule polymerization
Cellular component (GO): microtubule
Molecular function (GO): tubulin binding
Source: RefSeq, a predicted model, not a curated record